CGUGCCUGUAGCGGCGCAGGCAGUAGGGCUGUCGGAGCGGCGCGGCCGUGUAGCUCCCGGGAACUGGCUGUCGUGGGGGUGGCGGGGACGCGAGUGGCGGCUGCGUGGGGUGCAGGGCGGGUGGCCGCACGGCUGCACCUUCCUCACGGAGCCCGGAGUCGACUUGGAGCAAUUGCGGUGAGGCGACAGCUCCGGCGCACACCCGAGAAGAAGCGGCGGUGGCGGCGGCCCCAGCCAUGCUGUGCUAUGUGACGAGGCCGGACGCGGUGCUGAUGGAGGUAGAGGUGGAGGCAAAAGCCAACGGCGAGGACUGUCUCAACCAGGUGUGCAGGCGUCUAGGGAUCAUCGAGGUUGAUUAUUUUGGGCUGCAGUUCACGGGGAGCAAAGGUGAGAGCUUAUGGCUGAAUCUGAGAAACCGGAUCUCCCAGCAGAUGGAUGGGCUGGCACCUUACCGCCUUAAACUGAGGGUCAAGUUCUUUGUGGAGCCUCAUCUCAUCUUACAGGAGCAGACAAGGUAAAGCGAGGCCGAAACAAACCAAUGUCAAGUACACCUCAGAUUCCAUUUAGUGGUAGCUAUCGUGCCCUCCCGGAGAUGUUCCCUGGCAAAAUUGACUUGGUGCAAAGGAAGUUCAGGAAAAAUUCAAGUUUUCCAAAGCACAGUUGGCCUGGGUGGGUUUUUCAACACUUGGUUUUUUGUUUUGUUUUGUUUUUGUUUUUCCUGUUCUGUAUAAUAUUAGUGGGAGAGGCAGGGUUGACUUCUUACAAACAAAAAGAAAACCAACUUCCUGACAGCUUCAUCUAACGCCCGCUAGUAACCCCGCCUCAGCAGUGUUACUACAGGUCACUGUAGACCGUUCUAGCGGAAAGCAGGAAACAGUUCCUCUUGGGUUACUUAAACUUGGUCAGUCCUCAGCCUAAGUGUCAGAUUACAGUGUGUAGCAGGAGCGGCUCUGUCUGGCCUCCUACAGAUUUUAAAACUUUUUUAAGUUUCACAAAAUCUUAAUAAAAGAACUCUUUGAGGGGCCACUGUAAAGUAAAUUUCAGCCUACAGAUUUAUUAAAAAUGAUUGUUGGACAUGUGUUGUUGUUUUUUUCCUCCUUGUUAAACUAAGGGCCACCAGCCAUGGUAGACAACCGAAGCCUGUGGGUGUGGUCUCCUUUUCAAACGACCAAAAUACACACACACAUACCCGGCAUAUCUUUUUCUUGCACAUUAAAGAGUCCCUCUUGGCAGGCCACCUCCAGUGUUCCCCAGAGCAGGCCGUGGAACUCAGUGCCCUCCUGGCUCAGACCAAAUUUGGAGACUACAACCAGAACACCGCCCAAUACAGCUAUGAGGACCUGUGUGAGAAAGAGCUCUCCAGCUCCACUUUGAACAGCAUCGUUGCGAAGCAUAAGGAGCUGGAGGGCAUCAGCCAGGCCUCUGCCGAGUACCAGGUUCUGCAGAUUGUGUCAGCGAUGGAGAACUACGGCAUAGAGUGGCAUGCUGUGAGGGACAGCGAAGGACAGAAACUCCUCAUUGGGGUCGGACCUGAAGGCAUCUCGAUCUGUAAAGAGGACUUUAGCCCUAUUAACAGGAUAGCUUAUCCUGUGGUGCAGAUGGCCACCCAGUCAGGAAAGAAUGUCUACUUGACCGUCACCAAGGAGUCCGGCAACAGCAUCGUGCUCCUGUUUAAGAUGAUCAGCACCAGAGCAGCCAGCGGCCUCUACCGAGCCAUCACCGAAACACAUGCAUUCUAUAGGUGUGACACAGUCACCAGUGCCGUCAUGAUGCAGUACAGUCGCGACCUGAAGGGCCACUUGGCGUCUCUGUUUCUGAACGAAAACAUUAACCUUGGUAAGAAAUACGUCUUCGACAUCAAGAGAACAUCCAAAGAGGUCUAUGACCAUGCCAGGAGGGCUCUGUACAACGCCGGCGUUGUGGACCUUGUCUCUCGAAGUGACCAGAGCCCCCCCAGCUCACCCCUGAAGUCCUCAGACAGCAGCAUGAGCUGCAGCAGCUGUGAGGGCCUCAGCUGCCAGCAGACCCGGGUGCUGCAGGAGAAGCUGCGCAAGCUGAAGGAAGCCAUGCUGUGUAUGGCGUGCUGCGAGGAGGAGAUCAACUCCACCUUCUGCCCCUGCGGCCACACUGUGUGCUGCGAGAGCUGUGCAGCCCAGCUGCAGUCCUGUCCGGUCUGCAGAUCCCGUGUGGAGCAUGUCCAGCACGUCUACCUGCCCACCCACACCAGUCUCCUCAAUCUGACUGUCAUCUGAUGCGUCCUGCACUCGAUGGACAAGCCAUGUCCCCACAAGCUGCAGUAUUGUAAACUAUAAGAAUAAUAACUUUGUGAAGAGCUAUUUCACUCUCAACACCCAUCUGCCAUGAGACAUUUUCAGAAACAAGGAGGAAAAGAAAACAAGAAUGUGACCACACCUCUUCCGUGAGGAGAAGCAACAGGCCCCAUGGCCACCAGGAAGAACUCUGGGACACGGACACAUUCCUUGAACUUUAGGGUUGGUUUUUUUUUUUAAUGAUCAAGUAAAGGAGUAGAUAGAAUCGUCUUCGUCAGUCAAGUGGCAACAUGGCCCAACCGUGGGCACCUUUUAGGAAAUGACGUCAUAUGUCUCCUUCACUUUUUCCCCGGGCAGCAGAUUUUGUAAGUGUUUUAAGGAUUUCCUUGGUUCUUUUUGUAUGGUCAUGGAGCGCUGAAUAUUUUUAAUAGGGAUUUUUUUUCUUAAAGAAAUAGUCCUCAUUAUAAAAGUCAUUUCUGUCUUUAUAACUCAUUCAAGAACAACUGGAAAAGCUGGCAGAUUGAAAAAAAAAAAGCAAUCCUGUGACUUCCCAAGGGUUGACAGCAAUGUUGUCAGAUUGGAAGCAGUCUGGCUGAGAGCCAAUAGGUAACUCACCGUGGGUGACUUCCUUCCUAGAGCCCUUCCGUUUCCCCUCAUUCCACACCCCAUGCCUUUCACUGAUAAAAAUGCUACCAGUUUGGUUAAGAGACAUACAUGGUAGAGUCAAGCACUCCCUGGGCUUUGGAGAUUGGAAAGCGAGAGUAGCUUCCUUGAAGGAAAAAGAUGAGAGAGAGAGAGAGAGAGAGAGAGAGAGAGAGAGAGAGAGAGAGAGAGAGAGAUGAGCCAGAGAGCCACUCAGUAUGCCCGAGUGGUUCUUCACUUUCCCAAGCACUCACUCCAGCUGCACCCAUGGGUGUCGCCUUGCUUGAAGAUCAAACUUUCUACAGCCUUAUAGGUUUCUAGAUAGUGUCUCCUUUUUGUGUAUGUCUUGUUUCUCGUUGUUCGAGUUUUCCUAUGUCAGUGCUUCCAUACUCAUUGUCCUGCCCCCUCGGUGUCUUCCAGAGGUAGGGCUACUUCUUUAUGUUUCCAUAUUCUAAGUUUUCACCCCCACUUGGGCAUUUUGGAAGCUAGUGAGCUAGGGGGUUUUCUAGGGUGUCAGGAAACCUAGCUGACCUCAUCGGGUGCAAUACUAGCUAAGUUAAAGCUAGAAGCCUACACUGUCACUUUACUGAGAUUUCUGAGUCUACGUUUCAUAUUGCCUUAAUGUAGCAGUAAUGUGUUUAUGCAUUUGUUUCUUUGCACAGACAUUUUGUCAGAUAUUAAAACUCUACUUUUUUAUGGCACAUAUUAGCAUAUAAGCCUUUAUUCCAAGAGGUAUUUAUUUUUUCACUUGUAAAAAAAAUAAUGUUUCCACAUUUAAAAAAAAAAAAACUCUGUUAUAUCCUAGAGGACUUCUGUCUUUUAUAUUCAGGAUAAUAAAGACUUUAAAGCAAA
This is a messenger RNA of Mus musculus (house mouse), 3764 nucleotides long. It is a transcript of the gene Mylip, whose product is annotated as myosin regulatory light chain interacting protein. Gene Ontology annotation, biological process: negative regulation of neuron projection development; protein ubiquitination; nervous system development. The transcript has 7 exons. The record is from RefSeq and is a predicted model, not a curated record. Gene Ontology annotation, cellular component: cytoplasm; plasma membrane. Gene Ontology annotation, molecular function: ubiquitin protein ligase activity; cytoskeletal protein binding; ubiquitin-protein transferase activity. NCBI's taxonomy places the organism in Eukaryota, Metazoa, Chordata, Mammalia, Rodentia, Muridae. Bases 1458 to 2252 code for a protein of 264 amino acids.